Truncatella angustata is the source of this 541-nucleotide messenger RNA. RefSeq lists its product as uncharacterized. The coding region runs from base 1 to 321 and encodes 106 amino acids. Lineage: Eukaryota; Fungi; Ascomycota; Sordariomycetes; Amphisphaeriales; Sporocadaceae. The transcript has a single exon. The record is from RefSeq and is a predicted model, not a curated record.
AUGUUUCGCAAAUGGGCUUCUCUGAAGGCCUAUGCCAUCAUCAACGCCACCGAGAUCGUUUUCUGGGCUGCGGUCGUAUAUCUCACCAUACAAGCCGCCACGCAAUCCUGUGUAGCGCCAACAUGUGCACUGACAUGGGUCAUUGUCGCUCUGGCCAUCAACAUGUGCCUGCUCUCGGCAUACGCCACGAUCGUCUCAUAUAACAACUUUCGCGCUGCACGAAAGAUUGAGCGCACAACGGUGGCACUCGAGUCGGUCGACCAAAGCCCUUAUCAUCACCACACGGAUGCUAUGAUGCACAUGAACAAGACAUCGGUUUGAGCUUAACUUCUGCCAGUGUAUUUUCAAGGAAUCAGCACGGAAGAAAGCAUUAUAAUGCACCCGGACGGGAGCCAUUACGUGGUGCUUCAACUCGCUCCCGGUGUAACGUUUGACGAAACUCAUGGGGACAAAGCAGGCAGUGAACCUUGAAAACCGGGUAUUGCCAGUGGUUGUACUAAGAUUUGAUGACUUUUGGGAUCAAGGCGUUUAUAGAAUAGAG